Pyricularia oryzae 70-15 is the source of this 387-nucleotide messenger RNA. RefSeq lists its product as uncharacterized. Lineage: Eukaryota; Fungi; Ascomycota; Sordariomycetes; Magnaporthales; Pyriculariaceae. The record is from RefSeq and is a predicted model, not a curated record. The transcript has a single exon. The coding region runs from base 1 to 387 and encodes 128 amino acids.
AUGGCAGGCUACGGAAACGUCCCGACCGACAGGAACGCCUCGUCGGCCGUCAUCGACCAGGGCUCCUACCUGGGCGAUCGCGGUGCCGCCUUUUCCAAACUGAGCGACACCGAGGUCGGCAUCAUCGUCGGCGUCACAGUGUUCUUCACGGCCGUCAUUGCCACCAUCUUUACCUGGCAGUUUCGCAAGAAGAGGGCCAGGGCCAGGGCCUGCGCCGAGGCCAGCGACGCCGAGCUCAAACAGGCCUCCCAGACAGAGGAUGAUCAGCCACCCAGGGCCCCUGAGAGGGCUGAGCUGAGAUACGACGGGAGUAGGCCUGAACAAACCGUCGAUGGACUGUUGAGGAGCCUGAGGGAGGGGAAGCGUCCCGGCGCCGGUGAGGUCUGA